AGAAACGAAAUCGUCGACCUUCAAAAUUCUCGAGAAGUCUGUGAAGAGCCCAACGACACAGCUUGGACAGGAGACCAAUAAAGAGACAGUAUCAGACCCAGAAGGACUUAAAAUAGACGCAACUGCUGGAGAAGAAUCCGUGCUAAACUCAGACGUUCAAAUGGACAAACCUGUUUCGGUCUUCCAACAACCAAUCACAGACCCUGAAUCGUCAUCCAGCCUCUCGGUACAAAGUUCAACGCUGAAAGCAACCACACGGCCAUCGUCUGCAGAUUCUCAAGUUCUAACGACAAAAAACAUUAUCAGCGAAAAGGCCACGUCUGCUACACUCGUAGAAACGAACACAGACAACGUUCUUGCACAAAAUUUGCCCAACAGCGAGUUUGCUGACACUUCCACGAACAAAUCCUCCAAUCUUUUGCAAGGGGAUGAAUUAAUUACAAUGAAUGACGUCACUUCCUCAAGCGACUCUCCUCUCAACAGUACAAACACCGGAACCGGAAGUAAUGGAUCUUCCAUUAAUUAUUUUGACCCCACCACAGAGAAAGCGUCGCACAGUAGUAGCGAUCCUACCACAACGUCAUCACAGCAAGUCAAUAAUUCAGACAAGGAUGAGAGUGGAGAAAUUCGUUCAGAAGAACAAGAAGUCGUGAAAAAAGUAAACUCUCCAUUAGACACCAUCGACACAGACGGGCAUAGCAAAGGAGACGCGUUAUCUUUGCACGUUAUCUAUUUCGAUGACGUCACAGAAGACGAUCUGUCAGACUCAGACCCACAGGCUCAGUCUGAUGACGUCAGUAAUAGCACGUCUGUAAACAACAGCACGACUGA
Aplysia californica (California sea hare) is the source of this 831-nucleotide messenger RNA. RefSeq names its product dentin sialophosphoprotein. Lineage: Eukaryota; Metazoa; Mollusca; Gastropoda; Aplysiida; Aplysiidae. The record is from RefSeq and is a predicted model, not a curated record.